CGUUCAGUUGACAAUCGCCAGUCGAUAGCAAACCAUGAGAGAGUGCUCAUCGCGCAGCAAUACGCGUCUACUUAGUUCGGUAAUCGUAAUCGAUCAACGUCUCAGAAUCGACACUUGUCGAUAUUUAAUCGAGAUCCUAUCCCGCCGCAUCACAGGCGAUUAAAGAUAGUUGGUUAGACCUGUUCCCACAUCUAUGGAGUUUCAUCUAGACAGUGCAGAAUACUGCCAGGCACAGCACAAAUAAAAAAAAUCAAACUACUUCCGUUAAAAAAAAAAAAAAACAAUCAAAUCUUUUGUGAAAACCAAACAAAAACCACACCUCAAAUUUGUAAGAAAGUAACAGACUUAACAUAAGUGCACACGAGUCAGAUAAACUCCUUCAGAACUGCUUUUGUAAUUGUUUAUGAGCAUCACCAUG
Drosophila gunungcola (fruit fly) is the source of this 418-nucleotide messenger RNA. RefSeq lists its product as uncharacterized. The record is from RefSeq and is a predicted model, not a curated record. The transcript has 3 exons. Bases 35 to 163 code for a protein of 42 amino acids. NCBI's taxonomy places the organism in Eukaryota, Metazoa, Arthropoda, Insecta, Diptera, Drosophilidae.